This is a messenger RNA of Musa acuminata AAA Group (dessert banana), 1620 nucleotides long. Its product is annotated as dof zinc finger protein DOF2.1-like. Bases 99 to 1439 code for a protein of 446 amino acids. Lineage: Eukaryota; Viridiplantae; Streptophyta; Magnoliopsida; Zingiberales; Musaceae. The record is from RefSeq and is a predicted model, not a curated record. Gene Ontology annotation, molecular function: DNA binding; DNA-binding transcription factor activity. Gene Ontology annotation, biological process: regulation of DNA-templated transcription. The transcript is spliced from 2 exons.
GGACAUUCAACCUAUGAUAAAUUAAUUAUUCUUUUAUUUCAUUUUAUAUAUAUGCCUUCAUGUUUAAGGCCAUAAAAUGAAUAUUCUAUGCUAGACAAAUGGAAGUCGAUCAGAUCUUAAAACAUCAUGUGGGAAAGGCAUACACAUCAUGCACGCAUAUCAUUAUGAUUUAUCCCCUUUUUUAUAUAUAUAUUAUAGAUUUUGUUGUGAUGUUUAAUACUUUCUUAAAGCAGGAAAGGAAUUGGGACCGAAAGAUAGGGAUGGCCUUCACAGGAGGUAGCACUUCCCGACUUCGCUGUGCGGGGAGAUGUGGGGCUCCCAUCGUGCAUGCUGGCCUUUCACCUCAAUGGCUUGCUACUCUACUCCGUCAUCCACGCGUCUCUCGUAAGGCGGGCGUCAGUUCUUUGCCCAUUGUCUUCUUGCUCUGCGAGCCCCAUCUCUCUCUCUCUCUCUCUCUCUCUCUAGAACUUCUCCUGCGUGUUCGUUUUCUAUAUUUACAUCAAGUGGAAGGGAAGUCGAGCUCUUCCUCUGGCCUUCUGCACGAUUGCGUGCAGUCACAGUGGGAGAGCGAGGUUGCAUGGAUGGAGAUCUCUAAUGCUCACCACCAGGUUUGCAUGGGUGACCUUCUUCCGCUAGAAGAAGUUGGAAGUGGGAGCUCUACGGCACAGCAGCUGCAGCAGCAGGAGAGGAGGGGGAGGCCACAACCAGAGCAGGCCGUCGAGUGCCCCAGGUGUCAAUCCACCAACACCAAGUUCUGCUACUACAACAACUACAGCCUCUCCCAACCCAGGUACUUCUGCAAAGGAUGCAGAAGAUACUGGACCAGAGGUGGCUCUCUAAGGAAUGUUCCUGUUGGUGGUGGCUGCAGGAAGAAUAGAAGGCCAUCAUCCUCUCUCUCCUCCUCCUCCUCCUCCACCGCCACUACCUUGGCUUCUAAGAGGCGAUCACAGCAAUCACUGGCCACCAACUUCAACCUACCUCUCCCUGGUGUCAUCCCACCUCCACCCUCGUUUGAUCCAGAUGGCCUCAGCUCACCCUUCGCGAGGAUCCACAAUCAACAACAUACCCCACGGCAAUUGUUGGAUGACCAUGGAGCUUUCCUGCUUGGAAACCCUGCUGCCCCAGAGAUUUUGAACGCCAUCGCUACUCCAAACAGCUUCAGCAACAUCUACUAUGGGUAUGGUAGCAAUGCCAGUAUUGAGGAGGAGGCAGCGAUACCUCGUGAUGGAGGAUUGUGCGGUGCAACUACAACAGCAGCGACAACUGUGACUACCGCCCAGGCCUCCUGCAGCACGAUGGAUGAAGGUGGCAACGAGGUGUUUACAUGUCUCCAAUGGCAGCUCCCUGGGGAUGGAAACAUGGAUCAUAUGGACUUUGGAAGAGAUCACCAGUGGAACGAGGUUGGUUCCACCUGGCCUGGUGAAAUGGUGGAUAUCUAGUUAUAAUGCCCAUGAUAUCCUUGGAAGCAUCCUACUCUCUCAUUUCAUCUCUGCUAUAUGAAUGUGAACCUUUCUUUCUCCCUUCCAUUUCUUGUUUCUAAUCUACUGUGAGUGUGAUUGGACAAUUACUACAUUAAAUGAGACACUGAAAAAGAGCAAUGCCAUGCGGCUGGUGCAUACA